AACAGCUGAGUGCCCCCCCCGCGCUCUGGCCACGCCCUUUGGAUCCCCCCUUCCCACCACGCAGAACGUACUGGUAUCAUGUCAUGGCCCCGCCCACCACGCUCUCCCCUCCCCACCCUGCUAGAGCGGGCUCACUCGUGUCCCGCGGCGCCUUCUGCCCGGUGGGAGCCCCGCCUUCGCCCUGCGGCUGCCUCGCCCCAGCUGCCCGGGACGCUCGUGUGGCUGGUGUCAGCGCGCGGCGCAGGCCGCUCCGCCCUGCGGACGGGUCUGUUGGUCUACAUGUUGCUGAAUGGACAGUUCCCAAGAGCAUGGAGUCUGCCCCUGAGAGCUAACAAUCCAUGAACCGUGCAAAUACAAUGCUACUGAGCCACAGAUAUACAACAGCGUGCAUAUAGACUUCUGCUUCUGACACCGUCACAGAACCCUGAAUACCUACCUUGUGUCAUGGCUGUAUAGAAGACCUCCAGCUGACAUUAUUAAUGGACUCCAAUGAACAUCCUUUUGGAGUCCACUGACUUUUAUAUCAGGGAUGCAUGCUGUCAUGGACAACAUGAAAGGGUAGUGCUGAAGGUUAUACAUUGACAACAAAAUUUUUGUUACUGCUGCAGGCUGGUGAUCUAACACGGAAAAUAGUUAAUUUAGUUUUUGGCUCAAUUUAACUUCCAGAUAACUGCCUUUUUUAAUUCAGUAGCCCUAAGGAAACUACUUGAUUUUAGGUUUUUAAUGACAGCGUUGUCUUAAGAUGACAAAUUAGAAUGAGUAAAAGCAAAUUGGUUUCCUUCUGGAAAAAUUUUCUCUGUUGACCAUGUUUAACCAUUCUGUUUUAUUCAGCUAUUUUUUUUAAACAUCCCCCAAAGAGUUAAUGCACCUUAUAUAGGACACCUGACCUUUUGCAGCUUCAUAAUUCAUAUCUAGAUGUCACCGGUGUUUCCCAUGUUAACAGUUCUCAGCAUGUUUUACUAUAUCUGCCUUCGGCGCCGAGCCAGGACAGCUACAAGGGGAGAAAUGAUGAACAGCCGGAGAGCUAUUGAAUCAAACAGCCGAGCCUUACCUAUCAAUGUUGAAGUAGUCCAGUAUGCCAAAGAAGUGUUGGAUUUCAGUUCUCAUUACGGUAGUGAAAACAGCAUGUCCUACACAAUGUGGAAUUUGGCAGGUAUUCCAAAUGUGUACCCCAGUUCUGGGGACUUCACUCAGACUGCUGUGUUUCGAACUUAUGGAACUUGGUGGGAUCAGUGUCCUAGUGCCCAGUUGCCAUUCAAGAGGACUCCACCUAACUUCUAUAGCCAGGACUACGUAGAGCUUGCUUUUGAGGAGCCAGUUUAUCCCACAGCAGUGCAUGUUCUGGAAACAUAUCACCCUGGGGCUGUAAUUAGGAUUUUGGCUUGUUCUGCAAAUCCCUAUUCCCAAAAUACACCAGCUGAAGUAAGGUGGGAAAUCCUUUGGUCAGAAGCACCUACCAAGGUGAAUUCUCCUCAGGCUCGCCAGUUCACACCUUGUAUUAAACAGAUUGACUUUCCCACAAAUCUAAUUCGAUUGGAAGUAAAUAGUUCCCUUCAGGACUAUUACGCUGAAUUAGAUGCAGUAGUACUACAUGGUGUGAAAGAGAGACCUGUACUUUCGCUUAAGACUUCGAUGAUAGAUAUGAAUGAUUUGGAUGAAGAUGAUGAUGAAGAAAAGAAUGGCUCUGAAAUGGAUAGUCUUAAUAAACAGUUCAGUGUUGCAGCCCUCAGGGAAUGGACAACUAAUGGGUAUUUUGAUAAACUGCCUUAUGAGCUCAUUCAGUUGAUAUUGAGUCACCUUACAGUACCAGACCUGUGUAGACUAGCACAGACUUGUAAGCUACUAUAUCAGCAUUGCUGUGAUCCUCUACAAUACAUUCACCUCAGUUUACAACCCUACUGGGCAAGGAUAAAUGACACAUCUCUGGAAUACCUACUGUCUCGCUGCACUCUCAUCCAGUGGCUGAAUUUAUCUUGGACAGGAAACAGGGGAGCCAUAUCUGUUUCUGGAUUUAGCAGGUUCCUGAAAGUUUGUGGCUCUGAACUAGUGCGCCUUGAGUUGGCUUGUGGCCAUUUUCUCAAUGAGACUUGCUUGGAGGUCAUUGCUGAGAUGUGUCCAAACCUUCAGGAAUUAAAUCUCUCCUCCUGUGAUAAGCUACCACCUCAGGCUUUCAACCACAUUGCCAAAGUGUGCAGUCUUAAGCGUCUCAUCCUUUAUCGAACAAAAGUAGAGCAAACAGCACUGCUCAGCAUUCUGAACUUCUGUUCAGAGCUUCAGCACCUCAGCCUUGGUAGCUGUGUCAUGAUUGAAGACUAUGACCUGAUAGCGAGUAUGAUGGGAGCAAAGUGCAAAAAACUGCGUACUCUGGAUUUGUGGAGAUGUAAAAACAUUACUGAAAAUGGAAUAGCAGAACUCGCUUCGGGAUGUCAGCUCUUGGAGGAGCUUGAUCUUGGCUGGUGCCCUACGCUACAAAGCAGUACUGGCUGCUUCACAAGCCUUGCGCGUAAGCUCCCAAACUUGCAAAAGCUCUUUCUUACAGCCAACAGGUCUGUGUGUGACACGGACAUUGAAGAACUUGCCGCUAACUGUACUCAUCUUCGGCAGUUGGACAUACUGGGCAUAACAUUUUGCGUGGAAGAAGGCCAUCCCUAUACAGAAGAUCAUCAGCAAAGAAAAUGUAAACUGAUGCAGUAAAUACCUGUCCACUGGAAGAGAAGUGCCUCAAAGCAUCAAUGAACCAGUGACCUCCAUGGACCUAAAUUAGCAUUUCUGAACUCUCCACACCAAUGCCAAUGUUUUAUAAAUCAUUUCGUGAAACAACUAAAGACCAUUUUUCUGUUUUUAUAAACCUCUAUUCUGAUUUAAAUUGUACAGAAUCUUGUAGAAAAUCCCAAAUCCAAAGAAAAGUGCACAGAUGUCUGUCAUUCACACACAGAUAUCAUCAUGUGAUUUUCAGCUAGGUUCCUCCAUUCUAUUUGUCUUUCAGGGUACUGGAGCUACUUAGACAUGUUUCAGUCUACACAUCUUUUCAACUGACAGAUGUCUGCCCUAGAGUCAUUCUGUGCAAGAUCUCAUUUUAUUUUGGGAGUGCUCACUUCUUUCAACAAAGUUUUUACUUUAAACUUAUUUUAAUAUAAUGUAUUUACAAUGUAUUGAAUAAUGUCCAAUGUAUAAUGUAAACUUAUUUUAAUGUAAUGUAUUUACAGUGUAUUCAUUGUAAAUGAGAAUUAAACAUUUAUGUCCCAGUUACAGGAGAACUCAAGUUCAGAUUAUGGGUGUUUACAGAUAUUGAUGUUUUCAAAUAAGUAUCGUUUUUGUUGUGAAAUUUCACUCCUCAGGGUGCAUAUGAAUUUUUAUCUUUAUUUUUCUUUAAAAAAGAAUGUUUUUAUGUUUAUAAUUAUAACUAGAAUUAGAUUUGUUUAGUAUAGAUGUAGUGGUAUAUUUUAUGCCUUCCAAAGUACUGAAGUAGGUGAUUAGUCUAGUCUUACUUCUGCACAUAGGAAUCUUUUAAAGAUAACAUGUAAAGGCUCAGGGGAGGUUAUCAGUCUUUUUUUGCUUCAUUAUGAAGUAUAAGGAAGGUCUGAUUUGAUUUUUGUUUUAUUUCUGUUCUGUCUAAAGGAUCUAUUUCUGCUUGUCCCUUACAUUCAAAUUUCAGUGUGUGUCUGGAACACUCUGCGGUGACUGGAGAUCUCGUUGGAUUAUGUUAUCACACUUUCUGAUAAAGUGGAACCUAAUUCAUUAAAGGGAAGUGAUUUUUUUUCAGACUGUUUAAAACUUUUGGGGUUUGCUAACACAUAUUUAACUUAAAUAAUUGAGAAAUACCUGGGGAAAAGGACAUCUUUGUUUACAAUUUGAUACCCUUACUCUUCAGUUAAUGGCUGAAGCACAUUUUUAUAUCUCCAAGAAGUCUUCCAGCUAAAAGAGGGGACACCAGACUUGGCAUUCCUGAUAUUUCUAAGGUAAAAAGCAAAAAACCACUUUCAGGCCUUCCUUAUACAUCAUAAAAAAGCACAAAUAGGCUACAAUCUCAAUUUUAAUUGAUGUUACCUCUUAGGAUUUUAUUAUUGAUCAUCUUAUUAAAAGCUGUUCAGCAGAUUUUUAUUUUAGAGUAUUUCUGAAACAUUGAAAUUGGAUAUAGAGCCUGGUAAAGCUUUUCAACCAGCUAGCUACUGAGAACAAUCUAGGAAUUGCUAUUAUAGUGUCACACUUGCAUCAUAAUAGUUAACAGUCAGCAUUUCCAUUGUAAAACAUUAUUUCACUACACCUGGGGACUGGAAAACACCUGGAAUUCCUCUUUAUCCACAAAUUGAGAUCAACCUGGUCAACAGUUGUUCAGACUUCCCAUGCUACUUUGCCAGUGUGCUUCAGGGCCUGUCUACAUGACUGCUACUCUGGAAUGAAUUAGGGUGUUAAUUUAAAGAUGAAUAGCUAUUCCAGAACGUAUUUCUGACCUUACUGUGUGUGAAAGAUCCAUGCAACCAAGUGAUGAUGCAAACUUCUGUAAAAUGCUCAAACUAAACAAACUGGAAAACAUAGAAAAUACUAUAUUUGUCUUCUAGUCUGUCAGUUUGACAUGUAUGAUUUCUAUAACAAUAGCAGAGAUGUGAUAUUUAAGUUAAGUGUGUCCCUACAAUCAGAAACAUUAACUGUUGUAAAGUUGCAAAACCACGACUGUGUGAUCCCAUGACCCCCAGGACCAUUGGGUUUUAGUACAUAAAUAACUCAGUAUAGACCUCUUAAAGGGUAACCAUUCUGAUAACUUCUGCAGGAUCUUUAAAUCUACUAAAGUAAGAUAAAAUGUGGCGUUUGCUGCUAAUACAUAAGGUUUGUCGUUUUGGUAUGUGUAUUCAUUGCUACUCUUUUCCAAACAUUAAGAGAACUUUGCUUUCAGAUAUACUCCAGCUCCAUAUUAGCAUGCAAAAAGUGUUCAUAUUUUAAUGCACAUAUAAAUACCAUAUUAAAUACUUUAAACAUUUUCAUAAGGAAGGUGGUUGGUUUUAGGACCUCAGUAACUUUACCAUUGAGUUGAAAAUGUUGAAGCCAUCUGUGUACUUGUGUUAGUUGUCAUGAGAGCAUAUGCAUCAUAUGUUCUUUUAUAAGGUGGAAAUCAUUAAAGAUACACCUCAACUCUGCCAUACAUUUUACAAUUUUUAAGAGAAAUGUUACACCCAUUUGACCUUUUUAAGGUUCUCAAGUUAAUUGAAACACACUCUUAGGGUUUUGAGCUACUUAGUUUUUCUUUAAAUAUACAUCUUAUCUGAAAUGCUGUCAUCUUGUUCUGCUGUGAAAAAUAUAAAAUUUAAGCUUUUAAAUUGUAUUUAAUUUAAAUUCUCAUUGAUUGUGUCACUAAGGGUGAAGAGGGAAACUAUUAAUUUGCACAUCUUUGUUUGUGUCUAAAUUUCUACCUAUUUGCCAGAAUUGAUAUUUCUCUUUAUAGAUGAAGUGUAGAGAGGGAGAACAGCUGCAUAAAAUCUUGCCUCAUUGGGUUUCUUUUAAUCAGAAUCCUAAGAGCUUAACGAUUUCAGUAAUUACUUCUAAAACUAGCCACACUUGUUAAAUUAAAUUGUAAUAAUUGUGUUACCUUGGGGUCCAAUCAUGGAAAAGAACUGGGGAAGACCAAAUGGGAAGAAAUGUUGUGGUUCCACUUUGUGGGGAAUGAGAGGGUCGUUACCCUAUUGCUCUACGGCUAGGGGGGAGAAAAUAUGGCCAGUAGUAGAUUCAUCACUCUGAGAAUCUACUGGUCAAACAUCUUUCAUCCCAUGGAGGAUCAAAACAGAAGCUGUGUUUGCUGCUGCUAUCCUGAAGCUGCUGUUGAGCAGGUCCACUAGUACUUUGCAGUUUGUGAGAGAAGAAUUCCAUCCCUACCACCAUACAGAAUCUCUUCACAAAGCUCUUUUUUGCGAGAAGGAACCUGCCAGUCUGGAAUGAACUGUUCCUCAUUUCCUUGAAUACAGCUAGCUCUGCGCUUCUUGGUAGUUUGCACUCUAUUCCCCUGUACCAGUCUGUCUCUAUCUUAUGGGUGAAAGAGAUCUCUACUACUAUGUAGAUCAUCAUGAUGGUAACACCUUUAAAGAGAGAGAGACAGUGACACAGGACCUGUGGAUUUGGCAUAGUCCCUUUCAUGACUAGCUUCAUUUGCUCUGUCUAUUGCCUGAACUCAUCCCCUAUCCCAAAGAAGUGUCUUUCUUCUGUUGCGACCACCAUCUCUAACCAGGCAAACUGUCCACUGGUUCACAGGACCAAAACAGGAGGAGAAGGUGCACACCGGGAGGCUCAGAAUUCCUUUUUCAUCCCAAUUAAACCCAUCUAUCAGCCUGCUGACCUCUGCCUUCCAGGAGGCCUUCUGGGACAUAAAAAGAUCCUCUUUUCCCUUCACCCAAUCUGCUCCUUCCUCAGGAACCAGGAAUGGGUAAAGAUACGUUCUGUAUAUUUUAGGAGACACACUACACCCUUCCUUUUGUCAAGAAUGUACAAGCAAAGGUCCAGGAAGCAACACUAUUCUCUCUACCCAUUGUGGGUGAAGCAGGAGGUUCUCUCUCACACUGAACAUCAGAAAAGAUGCAUCUUAAAGACAACAAUGAGAACAUUAGAUCUGUUAUCUAGUGCAAUGGAUUCCAUGCUGAACAAGACACAGAUGGCAAUGAUACCUGCCCUGAGAAACUUGCAGUCUAAAAAGACAGCCCCUACAAAUCAGACUCACUUGUUGAACCUAAAGGAAGUUUCUGUUAAAGGUUUGAGGCAUUUUUUUUUUGGUGAGAAGCAACACUUUUUAUUAGCAUAGGUUAACAUGAGUAGAUAUUUUCGGAUAGUAUUAUGCAUAAAACAAUUUGAUAAAUUACAUGUUUCCAGUAUACUGCUCUCUAAUGUGCUAAAAUUUACCAUAAUUAUGUUGUACAGUAGGGUCAUAGUGUCUCUAUAUAAUAUGAAACUUAGGCCCAGGAUUUAAUAUAGAAAUCCUUAUCUUUGUAUACUAGUAUUUUAAACCUGAUUGCGCUUUGUAUGUCUACCUUAAAAACCCACUAAUGCUUCAUUGAGAAUUUUGAAAAGUAUUGGAUUUUGAGACAAGUUUGGAUUUUGAGACAAUAUAGUAUUUUCAGUAUUUGUUUCUCUGUGUUUUUUACUAGAUGCAUUUGUAUAAAACAGGAUAACUAUUGCUCUGGGUCAACUUUUCUUGCUGCUUAACCUCUCAUGAAACCACAGUCAUUUGUUACAUUAGAAACAUUCAGCUCAUUGCAACCAGUGUAACCAAAGUGGUAUCAGACUGAAUUUGACUUAAAAUGGAAAAAAGGACAUGAGGUGUAUGGGCUGCCAUCCUUUGCUCUAGUA
This is a messenger RNA of Chrysemys picta bellii (western painted turtle), 7326 nucleotides long. Lineage: Eukaryota; Metazoa; Chordata; Testudines; Emydidae. The record is from RefSeq and is a predicted model, not a curated record.